Molecule: messenger RNA, 785 nt
Organism: Drosophila takahashii
Lineage: Eukaryota; Metazoa; Arthropoda; Insecta; Diptera; Drosophilidae
Source: RefSeq, a predicted model, not a curated record
CCAUGCAGAUAACCCACAGCCUAUCCGCACUUCUGGUCGUCUUUCUGGCGAUUUUGGGCCACUGCGAGUCGCGGAGGAGCGCCUACCGCCUUCCUAAGGCUCAGGGACGCAGUGCCGCCGGCACUCCCUCGCCACAGGAUGUGGGCUCUGGCCGGGAUCUGAUGAAGAAGUUCAUGCUGAUGCGGGGCCUCUUCCAGCAGCCGCCCAGUGACAAUGUGAUCGUGAUCACACAGCCCUCGACCACGACGACGACGACCACACCCACUGGUUCGCCCACCACAACGACCUCGACGACGACCACAACCACCCCGACGACCAAUAGUACGGGUCGAUCGUUCCGCGAAAAUAUCCCUCAAAUGGAGCCACAGGUCAUCGAAGACGAUGAUGAGGAGGGGCAGGAUUUACCUGUGACCAUGACCAUGACUGGUCGAGCUCUCGAGGACCGCCUCGAUCUGCCAGAGGUGCAGGGGGAGGAGGAGGAGGAGCAGAAGCCCCAGUGGCCCAAGAAAUUCCGCCUGAAGGCCGCACUCAGUGGAAAGCGGAACCUGGUGAAGAAGACCCAUCGACGGGUGCACAAGCAUCCGCAGAAGAAGAAGCGCCAGCAGAAGCGGAAGGUCAACAAGAAGCAGAAAAAGGUCAACAGCCAGCAGCGCAACUCGGAGUCCGCCGCGGUCAGCUUUAUCGAGCCCUAUCACCACGAUGGCCAGCCGAAUGGUCCACCUGGCCAGUCCGCCUCCGACUCGCGAUUGCAGCGCAUCUGGCGACGCUUCCAGAUCGCCAACUAA